UGAACAUUCUUAUCUAAUUUGAUUAUAAAUUUAAAUUAUUAUGAAAACAAUAGUUCAACAAUAAAAUCAAUAAUUAGAAAUCCGGAAAAGUAAUGCCAUUAAGUGAUCCUCAUCGCCAUUCCAUUUCCAUUUCCAGUGCUACUGGAUUUCUAAAUAAAAACGGAUAUAGAUUGGGCAGCAUCAUUGGCGAAGGAUCAUAUUGUAAAGUAAGGGAAGCAGAAUAUAAUGGGGAAAAACUAGCGAUUAAAAUUAUCUCUAGGAUCAAAAAUUCAAAUGAAUAUAUAAAGAAGUUCUUACCUAGAGAAUUAAAAAUUUUAUGCAAAAUCAAUCAUCCGAAUAUCAUUGAAAUUAAGCGUAUCAUUGACUUCGGUACGUAUGUCUAUAUCUGUAUGGAAAUUGCAGAAAAAGGAGAUUUAUUCGAUUGUAUAAAGAAACACAAUUUCCUCUCCGAAAAUCGAGCCAGAAAAUACUUUUAUCACUUAGUACAGGCCGUCAAUUAUUUACAUAAAAACCAUAUCAGUCAUCGAGACUUAAAAUGCGAAAAUGUGCUCAUCACCAGUAACGACAUAGUUAAAUUAACCGAUUUUAGCUUUUCUCGAGUGUGCAUUAAUGAAAAUACAGGUAGAAAAAUCCUCAGUGAGACAUACUAUGGUAGUACAGCGUACACAGCACCAGAAGUAUUACUGGGUAUUCCUUACGAUCCAAUGAUGAUCGAUGCAUGGAGUAUGGGGUGCAUAUUAUUCAUCAUGAUAACUGGAAUGAUGCCGUACAAUGAUUCAAAUCCACGAAAAAUGAUUCAAUAUCAGCUAGAACGGCGAUAUCCUAUUCCUUCUUCAUUGAAUAAACAAAUAAGCUCACAAUGCAAUAAGCUGAUCUUCCAACUCUUGGAACCUGACGUUAUGAAGAGAACGACAGUAGAAAACGUGCUAAGAAGUUCUUGGUUUCAACAAUAAAAAUGAAAAUUGAAAUCUCCUCUCCAGCAAUGAUGAUUCAAUUGCGACUAAAUGAGAAUAAGGCCUAUUUUUACAACACAUAUUUUUCUAAUAUUGUCGAAAUAAUUUUCUUGGUACAUUUUCAUAAUAAAUAUUAAAUUUCUUAUUAAUGUUGAGGAA
Centruroides sculpturatus (bark scorpion) is the source of this 1112-nucleotide messenger RNA. Its product is annotated as testis-specific serine/threonine-protein kinase 1-like. The transcript has 4 exons. The record is from RefSeq and is a predicted model, not a curated record. Gene Ontology annotation, cellular component: cytoplasm. Gene Ontology annotation, molecular function: protein serine/threonine kinase activity; ATP binding; tau-protein kinase activity. Lineage: Eukaryota; Metazoa; Arthropoda; Arachnida; Scorpiones; Buthidae. Gene Ontology annotation, biological process: protein phosphorylation; microtubule cytoskeleton organization; intracellular signal transduction. Bases 93 to 953 code for a protein of 286 amino acids.